AUGGAUGUUGAAAAAGACUUGCUGAUAGUUGACGAGGUCGGCGUCUCUAGUCAACAAGCAGGGCGCGAACAAACUUCCGCCCGGCCCGUGUUUUCAGACCCUGAGAGGGUCUAUUGUAGAGUGGCGGAUCCCGGCCAGGAAAGACUCCGCCGAAGCGAAGGCUCGAGUGGAUAUUCGUAUGCGGACGCGGUUCGGGACCGCGUGGUGCGGAAUUCGAAUGUCGCCCGGCGAAACAUUCAAACAUUACAGGUUUUAGGUGCAGCAGGAGCCAAGGAUAUUUUAGGUUUUAGGUGCCAGGGUGAUCCAAAGUUGCAGGAGUUCGGACUGAAUGAGCUGCGAUUAGCGUCCAGUAGAUCACGGCGAAAUAAAAUUUUAGGUAACUGCAACAGGUGCAGAGCGACCGAGCGAGAGAGAGACACAGUUAAACAAAAGUCGACGAGUGACAGUCGGGAACCGCUUCAUUCAACUGGUGUGAAGUCUCAGGUUCAUCAACCGCGUAUAGGUGCCGAGCGUGACAACGACUUUUCUCGUCGCGAAUUGCUUCGACCUGACAGAUUUGAUGGCACCGGCUGUCUCAAAACUUUCUUAAAAAAGUUUGAGAUAUGUGCCAGGUACAAUAAUUGGAAUCUCGUAGACAUGGAAGCGUAUUUGUCAUGUUCGUUAACAGGUGAAGCUGCACAGGUUCUCUGGGAUUUAACAGGUUUAGGUUACCAAGAGCUGGUAUCUAAGCUAGAAGAUCGUUUUGGAACAAGAGGUCAUGAAGAGUCAUACAGGUACGAAUUACAGAUUCUUCGUCGAAAACCUGGUGAGUCGUUACGAGAGUUGUCGAUGGUUACUAAAAGACUCAUGUCAUUAGCCUAUCCAGGAGAGCAGUCAAAAUUAGCUACACAUCUAGCUAGGGACUUUUUCUUGUCAGCCCUCGAUAAUGCUGAAUUAGAGUUUAAGGUUAGGGAAAAAGAACCAAAGAACAUUAAGAAAAGGUUAAAGAUUUUCAAGCAGGGGCAGAAAACAUGGAGUCAAUGGUACGACAGAUUGCGUUCCUUCAAAAGUCAUUCGAAGAACUCAGAAAUAAAAGAGUGCAGCCAACGGUAUCCCGAGUUGAGCGAGAGAAAAUUUGUUUUAAUUGUAAGAAGCCAGAUAGGUCAUUUUGUGAGGGAGUGCCCGCAGAAAGGAAUGACAAGCAGCACGGUAGAUUACGUGAACAAGUCAAUUGAAAGUAACGAUCGUGUCAUGUAUCUGCCAAGCACAAUUAAUGGCAAAAGAAGAUUAGGUUUACUUGAUAGUGGCAGUAGUGUAUCCAUUGUUCCAACGUCUAUGGUUGAUGUCACAAAGAUCAGACCGACGAAAAAGAGAUUGAAAGCUGUCAACAACACAAAAAUUCCAGUCAAAGGAGAAAUGAAGUUGCAAAUUAAAGUUGAUGAUUAUUCCAAAUCAGCGUUAGUGUUGGUGUCUGAUCAUGUUUCAGAAAUUGUUUUAGGUUUAGAUUGGCUCAGGAACAAUCAUAUCUCGUGGAAGAAGCUUUGUCGUAUUGAAGCUCACACAGAAGUGCGCAUCCCGGCGCAGACUGAAUUAGACGUGCCAGCAAAGAUGAUUGUUCGCCAGCCGUCCAAGUUGGAAUCGACCGGAUUUAUGUGUUCGGAAAACAGACAAAUAGAAUCGGGUGUAUAUGUAGCUAGAACGUUACUACUUAUAAAAUAUGAAGGACAGUGUGUUAGGAUCUUGAAUGUCAACGAUCAGCCGGGGGUGAUAAAGCGGAGAACGCGAUUGCCAGAUUUAUCAUCGGCUGUGGAAGCAAAGGAAUCAGUUGAUCGUCUAGCAUAUGAGAAUCUAACAGAAGUUACAGGUAUGGUUGAUGGAUUAGUAAAAGAUUUUUCUAAGAAAGCAAGAGAAGAGUUGAUUCAAAUACUUAAAAGUUUCUCAGACAGAUUUAGCUGUGCGAGUGGGGAAAUAGGUGCUGCAAAAGGAGUUUUUCAUAAGAUUGAUACUCAGGAUGCACGACCGGUAAAACAACAGCUGAGGCGACAUACUCCGGCGCAUCAGAAGGUGAUUGCGGAACAGACAUUUUUGGUUAAAACAAUGACUUUUAAUACAAAAACUGCUUACCUCCUUGCUGAAAUUGAAAUGAACUUUGAGUAUCUUGCGACAAAUCUAAGUUGCAGCAGCAGCGUUAAAAAUGAUUACGAAGGGAUAAUUUUUAUACAUAUAAGGCCUGCGAAAACCUUACGAAGCUCGGAUUUUUCUGCCCUUGAGUUGUCCUUUUUCUACUUUGAAGUGAACAAGAACAACAACAAUUUAAGAAUUGCUGAAGUGAUCUCCAUUGACCAAAGAAAACCGCAAAUCAACGAGCAGCAAAGAAUGGCAACAUCAUUAAAGACCAGAUUGACCAGAAGAAUAUUAUUGAAAGAUUUAACAAGCAAAGAGAAUGAACAAAACAAAGAUAUAAUAAACUGA
This is a messenger RNA of Helobdella robusta, 2451 nucleotides long. RefSeq lists its product as hypothetical. Gene Ontology annotation, molecular function: aspartic-type endopeptidase activity. Bases 1 to 2451 code for a protein of 816 amino acids. Lineage: Eukaryota; Metazoa; Annelida; Clitellata; Rhynchobdellida; Glossiphoniidae. The record is from RefSeq and is a predicted model, not a curated record. Gene Ontology annotation, biological process: proteolysis. The transcript has 8 exons.